Messenger RNA from Ambispora leptoticha, 1023 nucleotides. The record is from the annotation of a GenBank genome assembly. Lineage: Eukaryota; Fungi; Glomeromycota; Glomeromycetes; Archaeosporales; Ambisporaceae.
AUGUUUGGAAACAUUGACACGAAACGGAACUCGGUUCUGUUUCACCCGUUUGUCUCGACGACAACGACGACAAAUAGGACUACCUGGGGUAGCGAUGAGACAAUCAGUAAGAGCGCCGGUGACGGUUUGGGGAGUUUACAAUACGAUAAAAUGGCAGCGAGCUGGAACGCGAAUAUGUACAUUGAUCCACAGGAAGGGAUACAGGCGCCGAGGUUUUGGUCUUUAGCGCAACAUGCUAAAGAUAUGCUUGUGCCUAAUGUUAAAACUCGGCUUGAAGAAGUAGCUGAAUCAGUAGCACGUCUAUGGAGUGUAUCUGAUCCGGAUUUAUUUGAAACCGGAUUUUUUGUGGGUCCACGUCUUUUCGUGUCAAGACUUCGUCUUGGAACAUUAAAGGCCGCGAAACUUGAAAAUAUGUCAGUGGCUGGCUAUGUGUCAUUAGCUUCGUGGGGAGAAACAUGUCCACAAAGUGCCACACCGGUAAAAUGUCUUUGGGCUAGUGAUGCUGCAGAUUUUGGUCUUUUUCUAGUGCUAGAUAAAAAUUUCCGUGCACCGAGUUAUUGCGAGUUACCUGAUCAAUCGUUGCAAGAUAUGUUGAAAUCACUUCAUUAUGGGGACACAGUUGUUGCAAUCUCAUUCAACGGAACACCGGAUAGAAAUCUAUUGGAAGAACGUAACGAUCAACGAUAUGCCAGUCUCGAUGAAGAUGAUCGGCCGAAAAUUCCAGAAGACAUCGUUCCAAUCCUUCAUCCGAAUGCAAAAACCGUUGCAUCCGGAUACAUAGUCGGACUACCAGCCAAAGAUGACGACUCAAAUUCCUCGAAUUUUCGUAUUUCUUCGAGUUUGUGGGCCGGGUCAAGCGGCGGCCCUAUUUUCUUGUUGAGAGGCGGCCAUAUUCAAUUAAUUGGGAUGGUAUCGCUCUAUGCCGGAGACAGAGAAGGGAACGACGCGGCGUUACUGUUUGAUUGGCACAACAGUAAAAUGAAAGUGGCCAUUAAACGAGCUCAAGAACAGAAUGUAGGUUGA